AACAGGUACAGCACAGACAGCAGCACUGCGAGCUUCCCCACAGUGUCUCGUCCCUGUGUCUCAGCCCUGUUCUGGAGGAACCACCUGUUGAGACCCAUUCCGAAGAGAGACCGUUCCAGUGUGAGGAAUGCAAAGCCCUGUUUCGGACCCCAUUCUCUCUACAAAGACAUCUGUUAAUCCACAACAGUGAGAGGACCUUCAAGUGUGAUCACUGUGAUGCUACUUUCAAAAGAAAGGACACAUUAAACGUUCAUAUUCAAGUUGUGCAUGAUGGACACAAGAAAUACAAGUGUGAUCUCUGUGACAAAGCUUUUGUGACACCCUCAGUUCUGAAAAGUCACAAAAAAACUCACACGGGAGAAAAAGAGAAGAUUUGCCCGUACUGUGGACAGAAGUUUGCAAGCAAUGGAACACUGAGAGUUCACAUUCGAAGCCAUACAGGUGAGCGUCCUUACCAGUGUCCUUACUGUGACAAAGCUUUCAGCAAGAACGAUGGUUUGAAGAUGCACAUUCGCACGCACACAAGGGAAAAGCCGUACCAGUGUUCCGAGUGUAACAAGGCUUUCAGUCAGAAGCGAGGCCUGGAUGAGCACAUGAGGACCCACACCGGAGAGAAGCCGUUUCAGUGCGAUGUUUGUGAUCUGUCCUUCAGCCUGAAGAAAAUGCUGAUCCGACACAAGCUGACUCACAACCCUAAUCGACCGAUGGCAGAAUGCCAGCUUUGCCACAAGAAGUUUACAAGAAAUGACUACCUCAAAGUGCACAUGGAAAACGUCCACGGAGAAACGGACAGCUAAUUGCAGCGUGUGUGAGAAGAACGGCUCUCACCUUCCCCAGUGCUCCAGUUGCACGUGUACAAACUGCAGGCUUCUCACCUAACGAGUAAGGCGUAGUCAGGGGAAACAACUGUAAUGUGUUCAGGUGUUGUCUUCCCUACUUUUAAAAAAAGAUACUAGUAGGAUAAAAAACCAAAGAAAGACAUUCACUUCAAGUCAAACAUAGCUUUAAAAUAAAAAGUUGAA
This is a messenger RNA of Apaloderma vittatum (bar-tailed trogon), 1022 nucleotides long. Its product is annotated as PR domain zinc finger protein 5-like. The transcript has 7 exons. The record is from RefSeq and is a predicted model, not a curated record. The annotation marks the transcript as partial. NCBI's taxonomy places the organism in Eukaryota, Metazoa, Chordata, Aves, Trogoniformes, Trogonidae. Gene Ontology annotation, biological process: regulation of transcription by RNA polymerase II. Gene Ontology annotation, molecular function: RNA polymerase II cis-regulatory region sequence-specific DNA binding; DNA-binding transcription factor activity.